Molecule: messenger RNA, 885 nt
Organism: Cynocephalus volans (Philippine flying lemur)
Lineage: Eukaryota; Metazoa; Chordata; Mammalia; Dermoptera; Cynocephalidae
Product: vomeronasal type-1 receptor 4-like
Exons: 1
Coding region: 1-885 (294 amino acids)
Biological process (GO): G protein-coupled receptor signaling pathway
Cellular component (GO): membrane
Molecular function (GO): pheromone receptor activity
Source: RefSeq, a predicted model, not a curated record
AUGACUUCCACCAAUUUGAAAAUCGGAGUAAUUUUACUUUUCCAGAUGAUCAUUGGAAUUCUGGGGAAUUUCUCACUCCUAUGUCACUAUAUAUUUCUUUACUUAAGUGGAUGCAGGUCAAGGUCCACGGAUUUCAUUCUCAGGCAUCUGACUGUAGCCAACAUUUUGGUCAUUCUCUCUAGGGGAAUCCCAGAGACCAUGGUGGCUUUUGGGUUAGAAAAUUUUCUCAGUGAUUUUGGAUGCAUACUUGUUUUUUAUGUUCACUGGGUGGGCAAGGGUGUGUCCUUUGGCAGCACUUGUCUUUUGAGUGUCUUCCAGGCCAUUAUAAUUAGCCCCAGGAACUCCAAGUGGUCAGAUUUUAAAGUAAAAGCUCCCAAGUAUGUAAGCAACUCCAAUAUUCUCUGCUGGAUCCUGCACCUGCUGGUAAACCUCAUUGCCUCUGUGCAUGUGACUGGCAAAUUGGAAAACACAAACAUCACAAUGAAAACAGAUUUUGGAUACUGUUCUACUUCAUUUCUGGAUGAAGUCUUAUAUUCACUCUCUGCCGCACUGCUAUCUAUCCCUGAUGUUUUGUGUUUAGGACUCAUGCUCUGGGCCAGUGGCUCCAUGGUUUUCAUCCUGCACAGGCACAAGCAGCGGGUCCAACACAUCCACAGCACCAAUGUCUCCUCCAGAUCCUCCCCUGAGACCAGAGCUGCCCACAGCAUCCUUGUCCUGGUGAGCACGUUUGUAUGUUUUUACACGCUCUCCUUCAGUAUCCGAGUGUGUUUAGCUUUUUUUUAUGAUUCCAACAGGUUGCUGAUUACUCUCUCUGCCUUAAUCAAUGCCUGUUUCCCAACUGUCUGCCCCUUUGUGCUCAUGAGCCGUGAAUGUAGUGUAUUCUGA